AUGAAGAUCAUCAGCAAUACACUUCUGGCCGCGGCAUUGGCUGUCGUCGCCGUCUCUGCCGACAUGGAAAACGUGAAGACGCUUACCGUGACUGCGACCCCUCAGUCAUUCCAUAACCCUGCGGACCCAGCGUCUGUUUCUCCAUUCUCGAACCCUUUGAGCCAUGCGCCUGUUUCUCAAUUCGGGCCCCCUGAUGCGCCUCUUGCAGCUCCACCCUUAUAUGAAGCUCCUCCGACAAUUCCUACUCCUCUCCCCCCCACGGAGCCUAGCGAUCCUAAUGUCAUUACUGUAGUUGCGAACAUUGGGUGUAUCACACCGAAUUGUGUGCCUACGACCCCCCAAUUUUGGAAUCCACCGUCUACGGAACCAAUUUCACCAACUUCACCGUCUGAUGUUCCGAUUGUUAUGCCGACUUUUCCUCCUUCCCAAGGAAAUCCUGGACCUCUUGACAAUACUGUAGUAGCGUGCGAUGGUUUCGGUGAACCAAAAUGUGCGAGUUUUCCCUCAUAUUCGAAACUACCGCCUAUGCAACCGAUUUCACCAAUUUCACCGCCUGGGGACUAUCCGCCUGUGACGCCGACUCCUUUCCCCGACCCGAAACGAGACGAUAUUUUACCUACCAUGACUGUAGUUGCGCUCGGUCCAUGUGGCAAGAUUGAAUGUCCGACUCCUCAGAACCCCGGGUGUUCGGAUUCACCGAUGUUAACAAGUCAAAUGUUAUCGUUAGAUGCUCCGAUCGACCAAGGGGUUAAUGCGCCCACUUCUGAUCCUCCUACUGAUGCUCGAAGACUGUAG
Molecule: messenger RNA, 795 nt
Organism: Peronospora farinosa
Lineage: Eukaryota; Oomycota; Peronosporomycetes; Peronosporales; Peronosporaceae
Source: the annotation of a GenBank genome assembly